ACGUGAAUAUUCACGUGAUAUUCAUUUUCAGGCGUUUAGUCUGGACGGAGAUCAUCUCGAACACGAUGCUGAACCGGCGUGUGGACGGAGAUCGUUUUCGUUUUAAAGCGGCUGCAUUAGUGUCAGUAUGCAGCAGUGACUUUUGUCACUUUAAAGCACUACAUUUUCUCUGUCACGCUCGGAGAUAAAAGGUGUCGUGAUGAGUCCAUGAGUACAUCUCGUGUGGACUCUGUACUGCACUCAGCGUGUCCUCUCUCUCCUCUGUGUGUGCACACCUUCCCUCAUAAUCCUGUUUUCUCCCUAAACGCCAGCGUUUUGUCUCUGCUUUUUGGUGUGUUGUAAGCAUGAUGGUAAUCCAAAGGGGUAUAAAGAAAACAUUAACAAAUAUUCUAAAAUCAGAAACCAAAUACCUACCAAACAAGCUAGAAGUCCAUCAGUCCAACAUUAUGGUCCAGCCAUACACAUUUCCCAGUUGGUCCAAAACUUGAAGUGGUUUCACGCUUGGAAGAAUAUAACUGGUGUGUGUGCAAAGCAUCCUGCUUCCAUACUGUUGUGUUGUUGACAUACAAAACGAAGGUGAGACGUUUAUAAUACACCCAGGGCCCACACUCACUCUCCCUGAAGGACAGCCAUGUCCUGGUGUUAUUGAUAGAUGAAUAUGGCACAGCUACUGUAGGAAGACUUGGUUUAGAUGGAAGGAAUCAGGAUGCAGAGAGAAAGGUUUGCAUCAACAGUAGACAUGUAUCAAUAACAGUCAUUGAAGGAAAAUCAGAGGAUAUAUUGUAUAAGAAACAUUGAUUUUUGUCAUAUUCAUUUAUUCAAAUCUGCAUCAGCCAGUUUAUCAAAGUACUUAAUUUCAGAUGCAGAUAAUACAGAACACACUGAUAAACAGUGUGAAUGCUAGGUGUUGCCCAUAAAUAAUGCUAAUAUGUCUGAAACAGAGAAGCCAGCAGCCUGCUCAACAGACUAAAGUUAGUCUCAUGCCACUUUCCUCUCCAAACACUCAGAUGAGCCGUCUAUAAAUAGACUAAAAGGAAUGUGAAUGAGAAGGACGCAAAAGAGGAAGAUGGGGGAAGGGAUAGCUGAUAGAGGGAGACUGAGACAAUCAGAAGAGGGGAAAGAUCAAAGUUGGAAAGAGACAGAAAACAUGAGAAAGAUAUGAUAAAAAUAUGAAACAAGAGAAGUGUGAGGAUUAGACUUGAAUUCCCUUUCACAUGUUUUCUCUCUCUCUCUCAGUCCUGUCUUCAUUUCCUCGAUAAUACUCCAUAUUUAUGACUGACGGUCCAAAAGAGCCUUGUUGUGUUGCAGCAUGGCCUUGUGCUCUUUAGUGACCACUGGUUUCCUGCUUGCCACCAAUGUCUUAUAUUUACUCAAGCGGAAACACUGGGAGAUAUGGAGCUUCUUCAAACUUCCACUCAUUUAUUUUCCAACAGAAAGAAGUCUAUUUUUCUGCUAAGCAUUCUCAGCUCACUGCUAAAAUACGUUGCAUCACUUUCAAACUGGUGUGGGAGUCUUUUUCCCUCGUAGAUCUCAGCCUGAUGGUGCACUGAAGCUUUGGUGGAGCUUUUCACUGCUUACACUCGGUGGUCACUCUACGAGGUUCACCUUUCCACAGACCACGGACACUUGGGGACCAGGAUAGGCCUUGGUCCCUUCUAGGAGUCUUGUGAAGUUUUACGAAGAAAAGCCUGAAGUGUCUGUUUUUUCUCAAAACCAAAGCCAAACAUUUGGUCACCAUUGACUCCUGCAAUGCAAUUAGACAUUUACCUAUCAAAGGGCUGCUCGUAAUGGUAUUUUUUUAAUUAACCGAUCUAACAACUAAUUUAUUGAUUGUUCUACAGAUGUUUAUUUAAAUACCCGAUUUAAUAUAACAAUAUACCCAAAAUAGAAUUAUAGAUUAAUAUUUCAAUAUAUUUUUUCAAAUAUCUUCACUUAAAAACAAGACAAUAGAUCCUAUUUUGAUCAGAAAAUACUGGAUUUGAAAUACAAAAGGAUUGCUGUGACAAACAGAUUCAUUUCAUCACUAUAUGUCAUAACAUCCUUUUCCCUGAACUAGAGAAUCAGUACUUUUACUUAAAAAAAAAAAAAAAAAAGUUAUAACAUGGAUUUAUUUCAUCACUUAAGAUAAUCAAAUGUAUUUUUUCCUCAAUGUGGGGCAAGGGAAAUAUUUUAAGUAAUUUACAGACUGUAACAACUGUUGUCAGCUAAAGCCUUUUUCUCACUAAUACAUGGCCGUUAAAGUAAACUGAAAAUAUAAAAGAGCUGAAUGACAACACGAUGAUGAUGAUGAUGAUGCAUGGUGUAACAUUACAUGACAGCAGUAGUGCAAAAAUUAUUUUUUACAUGGAGGCACUGAAGAAACAUUUAGAAAUUCAAUUUGAAAAGACAACAACUCUCUUUGCCGAGAUAUUGCGCAGCGGCACCGCUUCGGGAUAUCGUGUUGCGUAGUCCACCAGGACUAACACAAAGCGAUAUCCCCGUGCACUCCGGUGAAAUGGCCCGAUGAGGUCCAUGCCAAUGUGCUCAAACCGGACCUCAAUUAGUGGCAAUAGGCGCAACGGCGCUCUUGGGAUGGCCGGUUGGUUCACUAGUUGGCAUUCAGGGCAAGAGGCACACCAACAGCGCACAUCUCCCGGAAUCCCAGGCCAAUAGAAUCGGGCCAUUAUCCGGUCUAGUGUUUUGUCAUACCCCAUGUGACCAGCCAUUGGGUUAUAGUGAGCCGCCCGGAAAACCAUUUCCCGACGGCUUCCCGGCACCAACAAUUGGGUGAUAUCUUCUCCUAUCUGAGUCUCACACUAUACAGUCUAUCCCUAACCAAUGAAAAGUGUGGAUACGUCAGGGUGUACCACAUGACCAUCAAUUUUCAUCACUUGGUCGAAGGCAAAGCGUAGAGUAUUGGCGCGAGACUGCUCAAGUGGACAAACUUCCAUGGAGUGUAUUUCGGGAACCUGCGGGGCCCCGCCAGUUCCCCCUCCCCUCAGCAGUGUCGGACGACCUCGCAUCACCACUGAGGCCAGCAACCCGGAUCACCUGGCCAACCUCCAUGAGUGGACACUCUCUGCGGAAGUGACCGGGCCGCCCGCACCUCCAACACUCCUGCCCCGACACCUGAGGGCCCCCCUGUGGGUUGGGAACAGUGCCUGUUGCAGCUGGAGCCUGGGAAAGGGUGGAAACAGAGGGAGAGUUAGGGCGGGGUUGGAAAGGGUGAGCUGGUGCGGGGUGCUGGACUGAGGCUGGCGUGAGGAACUUUCUGCGGGGAGUUGGUCGGGCAGGCGCUGGUGUACGCCCCUCUUCCGCCUGACCCCUAGGGUGGACGGCCAGAUGAUCCUCGGCGAGGAUGAUGGCAGCCCCCAUGUCCCCAGGUUGGUGGCACCUCACCCACUCAGACGUCCCAGCUGGGAGUCCCUCCACAAACUGUUCAAUCACAACCUUUUCCACCAUCCUCUGCUUACCAGCAGACUCCCCUGGCUGUAGCCACCUGCUCGUUGCGUCCCUCAGCUGCUGAACAUAAACGAAGGGACGGUCAGCGGGGUGUCCAUUUGGUGCCCCGGAACCGGCGACUGUGGUCCUCAGGGGAGAAGCCACUUCUAUCCAGGACAGCUUUUUUGAUGUCCUGGAAAUUCCCCCGCGAGGACGCCGGCAGGCCAAGCGCCGCGGUUUGGGCCUUCCCUGACAAUAAGGGAAGCGGGUGCAUGGCCCAUUCCCCCGCUGGGCACCCACAUGCCGCCGCCCCCUCAAACAUCUCCAAAAAGGUCUGAGGGUCAUCCAUCACAGACAUUUUAUGCAGAGCGAUGCCCAAGAGCUGGUAAGGAGGAGAUGAUGACGCGGCCCCCGACUGGGACAGCAGUCUUUCCAGGACCUUGGUCUGUCUCUCCGCCUGGGUGUGGAGAGCCUCCAAGUGCCGCCGAUUUGCCUCCGACUGCUCCUGAUGCAUGGCCGCGAUCUCCCCCAGCAUCUGUGCCAAUGCCGCCACUGGCUGUAACUGCUGCGGCUCUGUCAUCUUCUGUUGAGUCCCUGUUCAGGUGCCAGUGUAGCCGUCUCACUGCUACUCGCGGGUCCUCCUCAACACUAACACACUUUACAGCAGCCAAUGUUCACACAAACGUGCUUUAUUGCAAACAGAAAAUGUAAACUGCCGUGCGCUCUCUCACGCUGCCCAGCUCCUCGAAGCACACGCAGUCCAGUGUCCACAAUUCGGUCCGCUCCUCAUGGGCUGGUGCUCCUCUCUCUUUGUCCUCUGUGUGUCACCGGCCACCAGAACUCCAGCCUGCUACUGCUUAAACGAAUGAGGGAUAAUUAGCAACAGGUUGCAGCUGUGCCAAUUAACCACUCCCACAGAUCUCCCCCUGGAGCUGAGCACAGACCACGCCCACUACCACAGAGACAGCCAGAGUUCUCAGCAUCUACUGGAGUCAAAUGUUUUCUUCUCUCUGCCAUGAAGUGAGUCCAACGCUGUACUGAGCCGGAGACAAAGAGACAGAGAGAGGACGUUUGACGCUGUUAUUUUCCUCUGAGAUGUUAGCUUGUGAAAUACUGAUAGCAGAACCGUUAACUCCGGACCUUAUCGAUACUCCAGGUGUUUAGAUUAACUUAGAACUGGUUUCCAUUUAAAACAGGGUUUUGGGGGUCAUCCCUAUGGAACAGUAGCAUGAUAUUUUUUAUAAUGUUAACAUGUGCAACUCUAUGCAUUUGAAAGGCAACACAGUGCAUUGCUGUAUGACAUUGCAUUUCAUUGUGGCUAAAGCUGAAGCAGGUUGAACUUUUCUGCUGCAUGACCGAGCAUCUUUGUAUGUUGGGUCCUCUGGUAGGCAAAUGAAGCAAGCUGCAGACGAGCUGGAUGUGUGUGUAACUGUGGUUGACUGUGUGUGUUGCAGGAUAAUGGCGAGGACUCCCAUCGUAUCUCUCCCAGCCCUGUGGUCCAUGUCAGGGGUCUGUGUGAGGCCGUGGUGGAAGCAGACCUGAUAGAUGCCCUGGAGAAGUUUGGGUCCAUAUGCUAUGUGAUGAUGAUGCCGUUUAAGCGUCAGGCCCUGGUGGAGUUCUCUGCGGUGGAGAGUGCCGACCGCUGUGUGUCCUGUGGAGCCAAGGAGCCCGUAUACAUCGCAGGACAACAGGCGUACUUUAAUUACUCCACCUCCAAGAGAAUCACCAGGCCGACCAACGCUGACAACCCCAACAGUGGCAACAAGGUCCUCCUGCUGUCCAUACAGAAUCCCCUCUACCCUAUAACCACGGAUGUCCUGUACACAGUGUGUAACCCCAUCGGCAGCGUGCUGAGGAUCGUCAUCUUCAAACGAAAUGGAAUCCAGGCCAUGGUGGAGUUUGAGUCCGUUCAGUGUGCUCAGAAGGCCAAAGCUGCUUUGAACGGAGCUGACAUCUACGCUGGUUGUUGUACGCUCAAGAUUGAAUAUGCACGGGUAAGAGACAGGGAACGCAUCAGCAGUCACAAGUCAUCCUGUAAGGUUGAUAUCAGCUUCAGUAAGUCACAGAAACCACCUCGUAGGUUCCUAGGAACGCCCAGUAAAAAGCAUGACAAUAGUCAAGACACGUAAACAACAGCAUGAAUAUUUUCAGUUCUUUUCAUACAGUUUUAUACCUGUUCUCCAUACUCUGAUAGCAACAUGCCACGGCACACUUUAGAGUUAGUAUGAGACGCACCAGGGCCACAGGAGGAAUAGUUUGACCGUGAUAAUGUUGUUCUUAGUGGUAAAAUCCCACAUAGUGAUUUGAGAAUUUGUGCUUCAAAACCAAAUCACUAUCAAUAAAAUAUGAAUAUUAAAUCAUAUUAAAAUAUGAUGAAAUGUUGAGAGAAUGUGGAGUAAAAUGUGGAAUGUGCUUUUCUAAUUUGGACUCUUACGUGAUAACAUUAAUUCUAUAUAUUCAUAUAGCAUAAAAUCUCUCUCUGUCUCUGUCUCUCUCUCUAUGUAUCGCUCUCUGUCUGUCUAUGUAUCUCUCUCUCUGUCUC
This is a messenger RNA of Anarrhichthys ocellatus (wolf-eel), 5962 nucleotides long. Its product is annotated as heterogeneous nuclear ribonucleoprotein L-like. The coding region runs from base 5001 to 5549 and encodes 182 amino acids. The transcript is spliced from 5 exons. NCBI's taxonomy places the organism in Eukaryota, Metazoa, Chordata, Actinopteri, Perciformes, Anarhichadidae. The record is from RefSeq and is a predicted model, not a curated record. Gene Ontology annotation, molecular function: RNA binding.